Messenger RNA from Helianthus annuus (common sunflower), 1164 nucleotides. RefSeq names its product gibberellin 2-beta-dioxygenase 8. The coding region runs from base 17 to 1051 and encodes 344 amino acids. Gene Ontology annotation, molecular function: dioxygenase activity. The transcript is spliced from 3 exons. NCBI's taxonomy places the organism in Eukaryota, Viridiplantae, Streptophyta, Magnoliopsida, Asterales, Asteraceae. The record is from RefSeq and is a predicted model, not a curated record.
CAAAAACCCUAAUUCAAUGCAACAGUUCUCUCACUCUUACCCUCCAUGUUUCCGUCACCAAUUCUCCGAUCAACCCACCGAUGAACUCUCCGACAACGAUAACCACCACACCCACGAACAAGAUCCACUUCCAUCCAUAGAUCUUCACCAAAUUAACCUCAAGAAACUCGAGGAAGCGUGUACUGACUGGGGAAUAUUCCGGCUGGUGAACCAUGGGAUCCCUUCGGGUUUGUUGUCGGAGCUUCACGAACAUGCGGUUCGUAUGUUUGGACUUGAAUUCGAGUCCAAACAAAAGUUGUUUGAAUCGGUUCCGUUGUCUGCAAUGUCGUACUUUUGGGGCACCCCGGCUAUUACUCCAGCCGGGGUGCCUCUUCUUGCCUUAUGCAAGGAGAAAGGGAUAGUGAAUUAUAAUUGGGUUGAAGGGUUGAAUAUUCCGUUGAGUCAACCCUCUAAGGUUGACCUUGUUCACCAACCACUGUUACGUGAUUUCAGGAGUUUAUCAGAAAGUUAUGGGGUCCAUCUAGAAAGGUUAGCAAAGUCAAUAUUUGGUGCAAUGUCACAAAAUCUAGAAUUGUCUGAAGACAAUGAAUGCUACUUGUCACCAUCAACGGGACACUUGAGAGUGUAUAGGUAUCCAAGGUGUUGUUUUGACAACCAACCAAAAGUAUGGGGGAUGGAUGUGCACACUGAUAGUUCUGUGGUGACAAUUUUGAAUCAGUUUGAAGUUGGAGGGCUUCAAGUUCUUUCUCCCAAAGAUACUUGGAUUGAUGCUAAGCCUAUUCCCAACACUCUUAUUGUUCAUCUUGGUGACAUGAUGCAGGCAAUAAGCAAUGACAAGUACAAGAGUGUGAAGCAUAGGGUGUUGGUGAAUAGAGAAAAAGAACGUUUUUCAAUGGGCUACUUUGUGUUCCCGGCAGAUGAUUGUGUGAUCCGGAGCCCAAACUACAAGCCCUUUACAUAUCCAGAUUUUAGGGCCCAAGUCCAACAAGAUGUCAAAACCUUGGGCCUAAAGGUUGGACUGUCAAGAUUUAAGCUCAAUGUGGACUUUUAAAUGGGCUACUUUGCUCUCAUCCUUGUUUGAACUCAUUUUUUGCAUGUUCUUCAAAGUUCAAACACCAUAAUACCAUAUCCUCUUUCUCUGUUAAAGAUGCAUUUUGGUGGCUA